AGUACGCAAGCAGCAGCAGCAGCAGCAGUUUGCCAUUGUGUGCUCGAAGCCGUUAUCAAAUGGUUCUCGUUAACCUUGCCCACUUCUGGGCAGUAAUUCGAGUAUCUUCACACUCGGGGCCGUUCGGUUGGCAGCUUGUUGAGUAAUGGACGUCAUUGGAGGAGGGCAAGCAAGAAGAAGGACACGCGCUUUAGCUUUCGACCGUUUUAAAAUAGCAUAGCAGGUUCGGAACAAUAACUGUUUGAUCACUUACUCCUAGCUGCGGAGUCCGGUCCGAAGUUGAUAAGACAACAGAUUGCAGACGCCUUGCCGAUAGUAGAGCCCAGCAUGAAGUAGAAGCUGUUUCUAGACUGGGACUGGGACAGCAGCACCGGAACCACCCGCUUGACCAGUGUGAACAAAGUUUGUGCUCAAGUGUAUGGGAUCUUGCCCCCGUCAAGCAUCGGCAUCGAUUACACGGAUUUUACAACCCAGCAGUUCUUGUGUGCUGACGGAGCAAAUUAUUGCAGCACUGCAACUGAACCCCAAGGAAUGAUUUGAACCAACACAAACACCCUACACUUGCAUAAUUUACCUCUCCGCCCUGCUCGGUACCAGCGUUCCGAAUGACCGGUACGCCGCCGCCAGUUCUCAAGAAGCAGCAACAGGGCCAGCAGCGCCAGCUUUAUGCAAAAACUCACGCAACCAUAACACCACGUGAACCAACGGUGUCGUGAAGUCUGCGGCAUGUUAGUUUAAUCUCCGGGAUGGAAAUGAACUGCCCUGUUACCAUGCUCCGAACGUGCGUCUGAAUGGCAACAGUGAGAAAGGACAGGCCGAGCGGAUACGAGUGCGAGUGAUUGCGCAACAUUGUAUGCGGUGCCUAUAGAAGGAUCAUAAGACACGCAACGCGAUCUUCCGGAAAACUGAUCUCCUGGUCCCUCCCCAACCAAAUAACAGUACGAUGGCGUCGUACGAUAGUCAAAACCUUCUGCCCGGCAGCGGUGGGCGGACCAAUGGAGGCAACAUUAGCGUCGUUAGCAGCAGAAGCGGCGGUGGUGGGACCAACAAUGAAACGGAGAAAUCACCCUUCCUGGAACCGGUGCGGCUCACACCGGCCUGGGAGGAGAACAAUCUACCAAACGAUGAGCUCAACUUCAGGGGGAUGACGAUGGAGCGGGCCAAGAUGGAGCUCAACCCGCCCCGGGACAAGCUGCGACUCGUCUUCCUCACGCUAAUGAUCCACGGCGUGGGUACGCUAAUGCCUUGGAACAUGUUUAUCACUGCCAAAUCCUACUUCGUAGACUACAAACUCAGUCAAAAUUACACGGGCGUGGAGUCGGAGUACGCCACGUACUUUCUGUCGUCCAUCGGGUUUGCUUCCCAGAUCCCGAACCUUCUGUUUAAUUGGCUCAAUAUUUUCAUCAACCUUGGUGGCAACCUCACGAAACGGAUCGUUUACAGCAUUCUCAUCGAAGUGCUGGUGUUUGUCGUAACGGUGGUGCUGGCCAUGAUUAACUCAUCCGAAUGGCCCGGUGCAUUCUUCUGGAUCACGAUGACCACGGUGGUCAUACUGAACAUGGCGGGCGGAAUUUAUCAGAACACAGUGUACGGUAUGGCGGCGAAGCUUCCGUUCAAGUAUACCGGGGCGGUUGUGCUCGGAUCCAACAUUAGUGGCACGUUUGCGUCCAUCAUCUCGAUCCUAAGCUCACAGUUUGCAUCUUCGGUCAGGACGGCCGCAAUCUACUACUUCAUUACCGCGAUGUUUGUGCUGCUGCUGUGCUUCGACACGUACUUUGCACUUCCGUUGAAUAAAUUCUAUCGCUACCAUGAGCUGCUAAAGGAGAAGGAAAUCGAAUCGAACCAGCGUGCGAACGCGGGCGCCCGCCCACCGUACUGGACCAUCUUUAAGCAAGCGUUCCCGCAACUGUUCAACGUGUUCUUCGUGUUCUUCAUUACGCUGGCCGUGUUUCCGGCCGUUCACUCCGACAUCAAGCGCUCGGACAGCAACUUCAUCAUCGGCGACGAUCUGUUCGUGAGUAUCUGCUGCUUCCUGACGUUCAACGUGUGCGCCAUGCUCGGCAGCCUGCUGACGUCCUGGGUGACCUGGCCCAAGCCCAAGUACCUGGUAUGGCCCGUCCUGCUGCGGGCCGCCUUUCUGCCGCUGUUCCUCUUCUGCAACUAUCAGCCGCUCAACAUUACGCGCGUCCUGCCCGUCUACAUCGAUAACGACUGGGUGUACUGGGGCAUCGGGAUCGUGAUGGCCUUCACGUCCGGUUACUUCAGCUCGCUCGGCAUGAUGUACACGCCGCAAUCGGUCGAACGGCAGUACGCAAUGACGGCGGGCAUGUUUGCCGCCGCCAUGCUGAUUACCGGCAUCUUUACCGGCAUCCUGUUCUCGAUGGUGUUCCCGAUGGUGGUGCAGUACAACUUCCUCGCCUGGCUCCACUAGGCCUGGCAUUGGGGAAUGGGCGUCUACGACGGGUACGUCUCGUAACCGUACUAAGGGGGCGCAUCCCAUUCUCAUAGCAACAACAGACCCACGCUGGGCUGAUCAUAGUCGUUUAAACUGUGGGUUCCGUUUCUAGAUCAUCUGCAAAAACCUAUAUCACUUUGUUCAGAAUGAAAGAAAGCUUUCAAACAGUCUGGAUAGUAGUAGAUGGACUAUAGACAGAGUGGAAGUGGAAAUCACUACCGGGUGAGAUAUAGUUUCGCACAAAUUAAGCGUUCAAGAUCUGGUUUUCUUUGCGAGUGUUUGCUUUUUCAUUUUUUUUAUUAUUAUGCAUGCUUUAGCGUCGAUAGAAAUUCUCACCGUUUUGUACUUUCGGUAUCUGUGUGGACUUCUGCGGUCUGCAAAAACUGUACUACGCCGCUUCUACACGACAGCGCAAAUUUCGCGUUUGCGAAAACCGUAUGCAAAACUCUACACAACAAUUAUAGCUCACAAACCCAGAAACCAUGUGUUAUUUGGUUUCAUUUUGGCCAAAACCAUACGAUUUUGGCCAACACCAAAUUUUACGCUAUCGUUUAGAAGCGGUGUAGUACAAAACAUUACUUUGUGUUUUUGAGCGUUUAUGUUCAUUUUUUUUUUCGUUAAUUUUAUCAUAUUGCAUUGUAUGUCAUAUGUCAUUCACAUCGACACGUUCAGUGUAUGCGUCCUUGCACUGAUAUGUAUGCUCUUUAAACGAUGAGAACAGUUAACAAUUUCAUCAAAGUGCAUCGUUUUAGUCUGAAAUUAUGAGUCAUAAAUGUUGAUCGCUAUAAUAAUUGACCCACACACACACUUUAACACCCCAAUUAUGUAUUUGAACAACAAGUUAGUCAACGAAACCGCUUAUAUUGCAACGCUCUUUAUGGUCCAAUUGCGAUUGACGGAGAACGCUGUUAAACUCAACAUCUGAAAGGACAUUGCUAGAGCUCUACGUACUGUUACAGAUUUCUAAUAAGUUUAGUUUUUAAGUAUAUGUUUAUAGGGGGAUUGCGUCACAAAGAUGCGAGAAAAUUAUGCCGCCAUCUCAAGAUGCAGUAAAAAAUAUCUACAAUGAGUAAAAACUUUCUCUAUAUUUAUACAGCCCUCCAUUUCAUCAGCAUUUCAAGAUCAUCGAGUCAAUCCUUUUGGAUAUUGCAACAUCAGCUCAGAUUUAUUGUUUAAUAUCCAUGUCAUGGAUGUAGCUUUAUGUAUCGAAAAUGAUGAUGAAACUAACGAAAGAUGUUCUCAUUAAAAGACCUUCUACUGGAGAUAGUGAUUGAUUGGAUCGUAUUCUCCUCGAUAGGCAAUCAUUCAGGAAAUCAACAGCUCAUUCGCUCUUUUACGUUUAAUGUGUUCCUUAGUCACGAGCUUUGGCUACAUUUAAUUACAACUCAAGCAUCGAAAGAUGUCAUAUGCGCAGGCAAAAAACUAGCAACCGUCACUUUAAACGUGCGUGACAAAAAUGUAACUAAGUUUUGUCUUUAAGUAUAAUGCUAAGAGCAGGAGCUCAACUUGAGGUAUAAUUUUUAGUAGUAAGUAGUCGUCAUCAGUCUCGCAGACCACGAAAUUUCCAAAUUACACUGUUAAACUUGCUUUAACAUACCGGAUCUCACAGGACCAAAUGUCAAUAUGAAAAUUCACUCAAAAACAUGGAAUGUAGACCAAAAACAUAAAUGCGAAACAGGCAAACCACCUAUGCUGUGUGCCGCAUUGAUUUACUAAACAGAAAUGGUUUUAAAAUGAGGUGAUUUUAUUUCAAAGCCUGUUAAUGAUGAUCUUUUUUUACCCUUUUGUUGUUGUCUAAGUUGUAACAUGUACCAAGAGCAAAUCUACAAAUGAUAGUCACCGUUUCUUCACUGUUAGACUGAUGAUUUCUGGUUUUGUCGUAGUAAACUAGUGUUUAGUUUAUGGUUUAACAUUUUUACAAUUUUGCAAACUGUUUUUCUAAUCUAAAACUGAUAUGGGCGCCAAAUUGCACUAAGAUUACGUUUAGAGUUUAAAUACGUUUUAAUAUAUCAUUUAAAAUUUGUGUGCGCUUGCAAGGGUUGGGAUUUAUUUCGCUUGUUUGAAGCAACUGACUAUUCGUUUUCAUUACUUUUUAGAAAUAAAAUGCUUGAAAUACAUACACUCA
This is a messenger RNA of Anopheles gambiae (African malaria mosquito), 4580 nucleotides long. RefSeq names its product equilibrative nucleoside transporter 1 (gene Ent2). Gene Ontology annotation, molecular function: nucleoside transmembrane transporter activity. Lineage: Eukaryota; Metazoa; Arthropoda; Insecta; Diptera; Culicidae. The coding region runs from base 944 to 2431 and encodes 495 amino acids. The transcript has 8 exons. The record is from RefSeq and is a predicted model, not a curated record. Gene Ontology annotation, biological process: nucleoside transmembrane transport. Gene Ontology annotation, cellular component: plasma membrane.